Sceloporus undulatus (fence lizard) is the source of this 1768-nucleotide messenger RNA. RefSeq lists its product as uncharacterized. NCBI's taxonomy places the organism in Eukaryota, Metazoa, Chordata, Lepidosauria, Squamata, Phrynosomatidae. Gene Ontology annotation, biological process: cell-cell adhesion; T cell tolerance induction; T cell costimulation. The record is from RefSeq and is a predicted model, not a curated record. Bases 72 to 707 code for a protein of 211 amino acids. The transcript has 5 exons.
UUCAGGUUUCAGACUUUUUGGACUCCCCAAAGAAGGAAAGAUUAGGGUUAGUGCCCCUCGCUUCAUGAAGUAUGAAGGUAGACACUGCUCUGGCUUUCUGCCUUCUGUGCUUCCACUUUGAAACCUUGCAUGGUGUUGAGAACUGUUCGUCACUUGAACCUUGUCCUAAAGGCCUCCUCUCCUAUUCUCAGAAAACUGAUGAAUUCCCAAAAGAAAACUUCACAUUUCAUUGCCCUUUGCCUAGUAAUGUGAAAGGAUUUGAUAUGAAACUGUUCAAGGGGCAGAGAGAAGUCUGUAGUCUCUAUAUAGACAAUGGUAAAAAAGAUGUCAAGAGUGAGAAGGACUUUUGUGAUGUUGUGCAUUCUGGUGAUAAAGUAUCAUUCAUACUGAAAAAUUUAAAAAGCAAGCACAGCGAUACUUAUACAUGCUGCCGAGACAUUCUUACUCCAGUUUUUUCUCGAUGUAAAGCAGGUGAAAAACAUCUAUACAUUGAAGAGUCCAACAAAUCCUGCUUAGCUUCGGAGGAACCCUGCUUGUUAUCAGAACCGACAUCGUGGAUACUCAUUGGACUCACUAUUUUUGCCCUUGUUAUCUGCAUCUUCUGUUUAAUAACUUAUAGCUUCAGAAAUGUGCUUUGUCAACAUGUCCACAGCUCUCAUGACUACAACAAUGAAUAUAUGUCCAUGGCAGCAGUCAAAUCCAGCUAAACACUCAGCACCCUGAAGAAAUGCGAUGCUCUUUUUAAUCAGAGUGACUUCUGAAAGUGUUUUUGACUAAUGUUUCUCUGAUGGCCUGCUUCACUCACAUACUACUAUACCAGACUUCAGAGUGAUAAACAUGAGCUGGAAGGAGUUAUACUGAAGCCUCAGGUUCAGGUCCCUUUCAUCUGCCUGUAAAGUCUGGAGGAAGAUUCCUGCCAAGUUAACAUUCACUUUAGAUGUUGCAUUCAAGUCACAGACUGUAGUUUAAAACAGUCUCCAAUUAGUUUCUUUUAAAAAAACCCCACAGGAAAACAAUCCAAAAAAGGUUUUGAAGUGAGCAUGCUUUCAAACAAUGCAGAGCUUGUAUUUUUAAACCAUGAUCUUCAGUUCGUACAUAAAGACAAGCCAGUGAAAUUUGCAAGACUUGAUCGGUGUUAUCUCUCUGACCAUAUGGGAGGAAAAGAAUGUGCACUCAAGGUGAAGCUGGUUUAUGGACCAAGUGGAAAAUCUACAUUAUGUCAUAUCAUGUGUACAAGGCCAAAGAAAUGCUGGUGGACUGAAUCAUUAUGUUUUAUACAUAGUAAAUAUAACUUUAAAUGGGUGGCAUGUUUAUGUAGCAGUGGAUGGGGAGAGGCAAGGUGCAUUUGCACUGUAACAAUAAUGUAGUUUGACACCACUUGAACUGCCAUGGGUCCAUCCUACAGAAUCUUGGGAUUUGUAAUUUGGUGAGGCACUAGCACUCUUUGACAGAGAAGGUUAAAGACCUUGUAAUACUACAAAUCCCAGAAAUCCAUAGGGUGGAGCUGUAGCACUUGAAGUGGUGUCAAACUGAAUUAUUUCUACAGUGUAGAUGCACCUGCAGCGAUUUUUGUGCUUCAGGAAAAAACUGUGUGGUGAUCACAAAGGAAGCAACACAUAUGUUAAAAAAAUUAUUUACGGCCGACUUAUAUUUAUGAGUUAUAUACAGAGGACAAUCACGCUUGUAUGUUUAUAGAUGGAACAUAUAUGAUAUAACCAAAAUAUAAAUGAUAUUUUCACUCUAUUGUUCUAGCACAGUCUCAGUGAAU